This is a messenger RNA of Caenorhabditis briggsae, 705 nucleotides long. NCBI's taxonomy places the organism in Eukaryota, Metazoa, Nematoda, Chromadorea, Rhabditida, Rhabditidae. Bases 1 to 705 code for a protein of 234 amino acids. The transcript is spliced from 5 exons. The record is from RefSeq and is a predicted model, not a curated record.
AUGUACAAAAUUCACCGCCAAGGUCAACAGAACGGUGUCAAUGGAGCGCAUCCGGAGAAGAAGCUGAAUAAGAAGAAGUCAAAAGGAAUUCUGGAGGACGACGAUGAGGAUGAGAAGCUCAAGUGUAAGGUGGCAACGAUUCGAAUUGAGGAUCAUGAUGAGGAGGAGGAGAAGCGAAAAAUGGAACGGAAAAAGAGGACACAGGAGGAUAUGGUAGCGGAUUUUGUCAAGAUUUUGGAGCAAAUGAUGAAUCCCCGCCAAGCGGUCACCUCAAUCAUCUCCGCGGGAAUGGGUGUCGCAGCGAUUACGGUAGCCGUCAUUUUCUUCGGCAGCCUUCCAGAAAGUGCUCUAAACGCGAAACAACUUGUUAUCAUUCUCGCGGUAUACGGUAUUUUGCAAAUCGUGCUAGCCACUGCGUUCUUCAUUACUUGUAUGCAAACAACAAUCGCUGUUUCGAAAGGUGUUAAGGACGCCUUUCAAAUCGUUGUUGGUCUUCUCGUUGCACUGAUCUACGUAGCGGUGACAUUGAUAUCUCUAGCGGUUGGAGUUUUUGGUUUCUACAAAACACUCUGCAUAGUUUCAUUUGUCGAAUACGAGGACCACGAAUCGCAAUUCUACUGUCCACCGCCCGUCUUUUAUACAUCUCUCACCGUCUUCAUCCUUCAUAUCGUUCUGAUUGUCGCGAAAUGUUGCUGCUGUAAAUAA